AUGGGAACAUUUGCGAUCGACGAGCAAAAGUAUUGGGCGUCCCAAACUGAGAAGUUUUACCCGCAGGUGCACUACUCCCCGACAAAAGUUGGUUCUGUGUCGAAACCGACAGUGACAGAGAACCAAAUGUUUUCACAAAAAUUGCGGAUGUUAGAGAAGUCGUCGCAACAAGAGAUUGAGGAGCUGAAGGCUCAGAAGAAGGCAAUUCGACAAAGAAUUAUUAAAGCGCGUAAACAGUAUAAUGAUUGGGUACUCAACAAACAAAAUGAGAUGUUAAAUGAAUACAAAAAGGGGAGAGACGAGAUAAAAGAACAAGACCAAAAGAUUAAGGAGAUGAAGUUGAAGGAGAUGAAACGGCAGUUCGACCUUUGGAAGAGUCAAUUUGAAGAGAAAAAGAGGGAGUUCUUGACUCGGUUUAAAGCAGAGUUCGACUCUAUUAAAAACGAAAAGGAAGAGCGUACAAAGACUCUAAGUAAGAUGAUGAAUGAAAGAGAGCAGAUCAAAGACUUACUCAAAAACACACAACAGCCAGACUACGACUAA
Entamoeba invadens IP1 is the source of this 543-nucleotide messenger RNA. RefSeq lists its product as hypothetical. The record is from RefSeq and is a predicted model, not a curated record. Bases 1 to 543 code for a protein of 180 amino acids. Lineage: Eukaryota; Evosea; Mastigamoebida; Endamoebidae. The transcript has a single exon.